Molecule: messenger RNA, 1709 nt
Organism: Pyrus x bretschneideri (Chinese white pear)
Lineage: Eukaryota; Viridiplantae; Streptophyta; Magnoliopsida; Rosales; Rosaceae
Product: serine/arginine-rich splicing factor SR45
Biological process (GO): mRNA splicing, via spliceosome
Cellular component (GO): cytoplasm; nucleoplasm; ASAP complex
Molecular function (GO): RNA binding
Source: RefSeq, a predicted model, not a curated record
UUGCUAGAAAACCGUUUUGAGAUAGUAAAUGAUGAUAACAUAGUAAACCACCUUCACCUUCUCCCUCUCUCUGGACACUUUACCAGCGGGGUUUAUCUAGGGUUUCGUCUCUGUCCGCCAUGGCGAAGCCAACCCGAGCCCGUCGCUCGCCGUCAGGCUCCGCAUCCGGCUCAUCCUCCCGCUCCCGCUCGCGUUCCCGCUCCUUCUCCGGCUCCGACUCGCACUCCAGCUCGCUUUCUCGCUCUCGUUCUCGCUCCAGGUCCUUCACCUCUUCCUCCUCUCCGUCUCGGAGUGGCAGCUCUCGCAGCCGUAGCCCCCCUGCCUCCAAAAAAAGUUCUGAAGUUGCUAAACGAGGUCGUUCUCCAACACCACAAUCUAAACGGCUGUCUCCACCCCCAAGGAAAGUUUCUCCAGUUCAUGCGGUUCAUGAGUCACUUGUUCUUCACAUUGACGCACUAACAAGGAAUGUGCAUGAAGGCCAUUUACGAGAAAUAUUCUGUAACUUUGGUGAAGUUGUCAAUGUGGAGCUGGCAAUGGAUCGUACUGUUAAUCUUCCAAAAGGAUUUGGAUAUGUUGAGUUCAAAAUACGAGCGGAUGCUGAAAAAGCACAAUUAUACAUGGACGGCGCUCAAAUUGAUGGUAAUGUCGUUCGAGCAAAGUUUACAUUACCUCAACGUCAGAAGGUGUCUUCUCCCCCUAAGCCUGUUGCCACUGCUCCAAAGAGAGACGCUGUGAAAACUGAUGGUGUCAGUGCUGACAAAGAUGCACCAAAACGACUGAGGGAAGCUUCUCCUCGCCGGAGAGGUGCUCUCUCACCACGAAGGAGAUCACCUGUAUCUCGAAGAGGUGAAUCUCCAAGACGACCAUUAGAUUCUCCACCGCGUCGUCGUGCUGCCUCACCUGCGCGUCCCUACCGCCGUGGUGGUUCACCUCCAAGGAGGAGGCUUGCAUCUCCAUCCAGAGGUCGUUCUGGAUCACCGCCACCAAGGCGACAUUCCCCUAUUAGAAGGAUACGAGGAAGUCCCAUUCGUAGACGCUCUCCAGGACCCCCGAGGCGCGGUUCACCUACUAGACGGUUUCGUAGCCCUCCCAGAAGGUCUCCAAUUCGUAGGCGGACCCGUUCUCCCAUUCGUAGGCCUGGUCAAUCACGUUCAAGGUCAAUCUCGCCGCGGAGGGGUCGAGCACCAGCUACUAGACGUGGGAGGUCAACGUCAUCUGGAUCACCUAGUCCACGAAAGGUACCCCGAAAAAUCUCUCGUAGUCCAAGAAGGCCUUUGAGGGGAAGAAGCAGUAGCAAGAGCAGCAGCAGCAGUUCACCUCCUCGUAAGCCAUAGGUCUUUAAGGGAAGCAGUAGCAGUUCACCCUCAUAGGCCAUAGGUAACACCUGCAUCUCCCUCCUCUCGCCCUCACCCCCGCUCCUGUCCUCUCUCUUUCCCUUCCCCACCCUCUUUUACUUAGUUGCCAUGAGUAUGAAGCACAAAAUUCUCAAGAGUGACGGACAUACUCGGAGUUGAUAUUACCAUUUGGGUUGCUUAUGAGUAGACAGGAUCAAGUUGUGUUAUUUUGAGCUUUUAAAACUUUUUCCGGUAGCUUUACUUUUUUAAUUCCAUGACUGUAACACAACAAUGUGGGAACGAAGGAUGUUGCUUGAUAUUGCACAUUUGGUCAAUCUAUUGUAAAAACAAGCGUAUGAUAUGGUUUUCUUUUUA